Messenger RNA from Neoarthrinium moseri, 1200 nucleotides. RefSeq lists its product as uncharacterized. The record is from RefSeq and is a predicted model, not a curated record. The transcript has 3 exons. Gene Ontology annotation, molecular function: protein methylesterase activity. NCBI's taxonomy places the organism in Eukaryota, Fungi, Ascomycota, Sordariomycetes, Amphisphaeriales, Apiosporaceae. Gene Ontology annotation, biological process: protein demethylation. The coding region runs from base 1 to 1200 and encodes 399 amino acids.
AUGAGUGAUCUCCAGAAAGCCUGGGCAAAAUCCAGGCUCAGUGUGGGCGUGAGCCCUGACGCCUUUGACGAGCGGGAGGAGCAAGACAGCUACAUUUCGGAAUUGCCAGAGAUCCCCAUCGAGGACGACUCGUCGUCCGCAUCAUCUGCCUCGUCGACGGGAACUAUCAUUCCGUCGCCCAGCCGCAACCUCUUUGCGAGACCAGAAGGUGUGCCGAGAGGAAGAUCGCUUGCACAAAUUCCAUGGACGACGUACUUUGAGCGGGAGCUGUUCCUUAAGUCCGAGGAUGGCACCUCGAACCCUACGCUGCACGCGUAUCUUACCUCGCCUGUCGGUAAGGGCCCGUUAUUCGUCAUGCAUCAUGGAGCGGGAUCGUCGGCGUUGUCAUUUGCUGUUGUCGGCUCCGAGAUCCGGAAGCGCUUGCCCGCAGCUGGUAUCCUCUCGCAUGAUGCGCGAGGCCAUGGUGAGACCUGGAACCCGGACGGCGACCACCUGGACCUCAGUCUGGCCACCCUAUCGAACGACCUUCUCACGGUGAUCACGAAGACAAAGGCAGAGAUGAAAUGGCCGGAGCUCCCUCCUAUUAUCUUGGUGGGCCAUUCGCUAGGGGGUGCUGUGGUCACUGAACUCGCCAAGUCAGGGGAACUGGGGACCUCCUUACUCGGAUAUGCGGUGCUCGACGUCGUUGAGGGUUCUGCCAUGGAUGCGCUGCAGAGUAUGCAGACCUACCUGUCGACUAGACCCACGGGAUUCGCAACGCUAGAGGCUGGUAUCGAAUGGCAUGUCAGAUCCAGGACUGUCCGCAAUGCAGUCUCGGCUCGUACGAGUGUUCCGGCCCUUCUACGUCGUUCAGACAAAGAAGGGGAUCCCAGGCCAUGGAGAUGGAGGACAGACCUCGCAAGUACACAGCCUUUCUGGGAGAACUGGUUUGUCGGUCUCAGCAAGAAAUUUUUGGGAGCAAGAGGCGGGAAGCUGUUGCUCUUAGCUGGUACCGACAGACUGGACACUGAAUUGACAAUUGGUCAAAUGCAAGGAAAAUAUAAUUUGCAGGUGUUCCCUGAGGCAGGCCAUUUCAUUCAUGAGGAUUUGCCUGAAAAGACCGCAAUCUCUCUGGUAGAUUUUCACAAGCGGAACGAUAGAAGUGCAUUGGUGUUGCCGCCUAAGGUAUCUGAUCUACUGAAGCAGGGGAAGAGAGUGUAG